UUAAAGGCCAGCGGCUGCGCUCGGCUCAUCAAGCCAUGAGUAGCUGUGGAGCCCUUUCAGGUUUUUCUUCCCCUCUUUAAUGCGUGGCUUUUGGCGGUGGGGUUUAACCUGCGCCACCGACACCCACUGAGACCCAAGUGCUUGCAUCGUAAUCCAUGGACAAGAUGGCAGAUUCAUCAUCAUUUUCCUCCUUUUCUGAUUUUGGGCUGCUAUGGUAUUUGGAGGAGCUAAACAAUGAAGAAUUAAAUAAAUUCAAGUUACUUCUAAAGGAGACCAUGGCACCUGGGCGCUGCGUGAUGCCCUGGACUGCAGUAAAGAUGGCCAACCGAAAGCAACUUGCUAACUUGAUAAACAAAUACUAUCCAGGAAAACAGGCCUGGACUAUAACUCUCAGACUCUUUGCCAAGCUGAACCUGAAGGAUUUGUAUGAGAGAGCAAAAGCAGAGACCAACUGGACAGAGAAGAUGGGACCAGAGGUGGCUGAGGCUGGGGAGAUACCAGAGGCGAUGCUGAGUGCUAGAACAGAAUAUAAGCUUCGAAUAAAAGAAAAAUUUCACAUUCUGGAUAAGAAUUAUUUGCUUGGAAAACCUUUAGAUUUCCAUCAUGGAGCUUCUCAACAACAGCAGAAACUUCUGGAACGUUUGUUCGAUGUGAAUGUCAGAGGUGGUGAGCAGCUCCACACAGUGGUACUUCGGGGAGCUGCUGGAGUUGGGAAGACAACCUUGAUGAGAAAGGCAAUGUUACUCUGGGCUGAGGGGAAACUUUAUCGGCACAAGUUUACUUAUGUUUUUUAUCUCAGUGGGAGAGAAAUUAGUCAGGUGAAGGAGAAAAGCUUUGCUCAAUUGAUAUCAAAGGACUGGCCUAGCACUGAAAUCCCCAUUGAAAAGAUCCUGUCCCAGCCAAGUCGCAUCCUUUUUAUUAUUGAUGGUUUUGAUGAACUAAACUUCGCUUUUGAGGAACCUGAAUUUGCACUGUGUGGUGACUGGACGCAAGUACACCCUGUGUCCUUCCUCAUAAGUAGUUUGCUGAGGAAAGUGAUGCUCCCUGAAUCAUCCUUAUUGGUGACAGUAAGACUCACAGCUUCUAACAGACUAAAGCGUUUGUUCAGUCAGAAUUUGUUAAAGAGUCAGUGUUAUGUAGACCUAAAAGGAAUGUCCCAGGAUGAAAGAAAAGAGCAUAUUUAUAAGUUUUUUGAAGAGGAGUCCUGGGCCGUGAAUGUGUUCAAUGCAAUAAGAAACAAUGAGAGGCUUUUUGACAUGUGCCAUGUUCCCCUGGUGUGCCAGCUUGUCUGUACUUGUCUGAAGCAGCAAAUGGAGAGAAAUGAUGACAUCACAAGGCUGUGCCAAACAACCACAGCUGUGUUGACCUGCUAUAUCUCUAGCGUAUUCUCACCAGGAGAUGGAUACCUUCCUAGUCUACCCAACGAAGCCCAGUUGAGAAGCAUGUGCUACUUAGCUGCCAAAGGAGUGUGGACUAUGACACAUGUGCUCUACAGGAAUGAUCUCAGGAAGCAUGGGUUAACCACUUGCGAUACCUCAGUUUUUCUAGACAUGAAUAUUCUUCAAAAGGACGCAGACUAUGACAACUGCUAUCUGUUCGCCCAUCUACAUAUUCAGGAAUUUUUUGCAGCUAUGUUUUAUGUGCUGAAAAGCGAUUGGGAAGACAGAGAAGAUUCCUCCCAGUCUUUUGGAGAUUUGAACCUGUUACUUGACAGUAAAAGUGAUCGGGACCCCCAUUUGACACAACUAAAAUAUUUUUUGUUUGGCCUUUUGAAUGAAGAGCUAGUAAAACAACUGGAGGAAACUUUGAAGUGCAAAAUGUCUCUGAAGAUAAAAUGGGAGGUACUUCAGUGGAUAAAAGUACUCGGAAACAGUGACAUUUCUCCAUCACAGCUAGUAUUUCUGGACUUGUUUCACUAUCUGUAUGAGACACAGGAUGAAGCAUUUGUAGCCCAGGCCAUGGGAAAUUUCUCAAAGGUUUUCAUUAAUAUUUGUAAGGAAAUCCAUUUGCUUGUGUCUUCAUUCUGCCUUAAGCACUGCCGAUGUUUGCAGACCCUUAAGCUGGAUAUAAUUAUGAUAAACUCAAGCUCUGCAGCUGAAACCAAGCAAGUGGAUGGUGAUCGCAUUACUCAGUGCUGGCAAAAUCUCUUCUCUGUGCUUCAUACAAAUGAACACUUGACAGAACUGGACUUGUGCCACAGCAACCUUGAUAUAUUAACCUUGAAGACUUUUUAUCAAGAACUAAAGCAUCCAAACUGUAAACUGCAAAGACUCCUGUUGAAGUUUGUGGUUUUCCCUGAGGGUUAUGACAGUACCUUUAGCUUCUUGACUCACAAGCAGAAUCUGAUGCAUCUUGACCUGAAAGGAAGUAACAUAGAAGAUCAUGGAGUAAAAUUAUUAUGUGAAGCCUUGAAACACCCAGAAUGUAAACUACAAAAUCUGAGGCUGGAAGCCUGCAACCUAACUGCGAUUUGUUGUCUGGCUAUAUCCAAGGCUCUCAUCAAGAGCCAGAGCCUGGUGUUUUUGAACUUAUCAACCAAUAAUCUACUGGACAGUGGAGUGACGUUGUUAUGUGAGGCCUUAGGACAUCCAGAGUGUCACCUAGAGAGACUGUCAUUGGAAAGCUGUGGCCUCACAGAGACUAGUUGUGAGGAUCUUUCUUUGGCCCUUAUCAGAAAUAAGAGACUGACACAUUUAUGCUUGGCAGACAAUUCCGUGGGAGAUCGUGGAGUAAAGCUUUUAAGUGCUGCCUUGAAAAAUCCAGAGUGUACUCUACAGAGCCUUGUGCUGAGGCGUUGCCAUUUCACUUCACUCAGCGGUGAAUAUCUCUCAGCUUCUCUUCUACACAAUAAGAGUCUGAUACAUCUGGAUCUGGGAUCAAAUUCUCUUCAAGAUUGUGGAGUAAAUCUUCUGUGCAAUGUCUUUCACCAGCAGAGCUGUAAUCUUCAGGAUGUGGAAUUGAUGAGUUGUGUUCUCACUACUGAGUGUUGUCUGGAUUUGGCUUGUGCUUUUUUGCACAGCCCAAGCCUAUCAAGCCUAGACCUUGGGUACAAUGACUUGCAGGAUGAAGGAGUGCAAAUACUGUGUGAGGCUUUGAGAAAUCCAAAGUGUAACCUUCAGAAGCUUGGGCUGGAAUACUGUGGUUUGACCUCUCUGUGUUGUCAGGAUCUCUCCUCUGCUCUUCUCAGCAACCAAAAGCUGAUAAAAAUGAACCUAACACAGAACAACUUGGGCCAUGAAGGAAUUAAGACUUUAUGUGAAGUCUUGACCUGUCCGGAAUGUAAGCUACAAGUUCUAGGGUUGUGCAAAGACGCAUUUGAUAACAAAUCCCGGAGGCUGCUGGAAGCUGUGGGAGUUAGAAAUCCGAACUUAGCCAUAAAGCCUUCUUAUAAUUACAAUGAAUAUGGGUCCUGGUGGCGGUGUUUCUGAUGUGAAGAACCUAUAUUUCUUUAAAAAAUAAACAUUCAGAGUUGCAAGGA
Messenger RNA from Chinchilla lanigera (long-tailed chinchilla), 3478 nucleotides. RefSeq names its product NLR family, pyrin domain containing 14 (gene Nlrp14). Gene Ontology annotation, biological process: regulation of inflammatory response. The record is from RefSeq and is a predicted model, not a curated record. Gene Ontology annotation, molecular function: protein binding. Gene Ontology annotation, cellular component: cytoplasm. The transcript has 12 exons. NCBI's taxonomy places the organism in Eukaryota, Metazoa, Chordata, Mammalia, Rodentia, Chinchillidae. The coding region runs from base 156 to 3428 and encodes 1090 amino acids.